Molecule: messenger RNA, 1791 nt
Organism: Quercus lobata
Lineage: Eukaryota; Viridiplantae; Streptophyta; Magnoliopsida; Fagales; Fagaceae
Product: aspartate carbamoyltransferase 2, chloroplastic-like
Exons: 6
Coding region: 291-1496 (401 amino acids)
Biological process (GO): amino acid metabolic process; 'de novo' pyrimidine nucleobase biosynthetic process
Molecular function (GO): amino acid binding; aspartate carbamoyltransferase activity
Source: RefSeq, a predicted model, not a curated record
UUUAACCCCACAAACUACGGUUGAAGAACCAGUCUCUCCCACCUCCAACAGCCAGAGAAUCUGCCGGAGAGCUUCUACGCUUAGCUUGUCGUUAUCAGAAGUAGGAGUCUCUGUUCACCGGAUUUUCGAAUAGGAAGGACUCCCACCACCGUGGCCUCCAAUAGCCAUCGGCAAGCUCCUUGCUCUCAAUCGCUACGCAAAAAUGGCGGCUCCGGCAAUUGAUAUCUAAGGGUUUUGAAAGUGUUUAGCAAACACGACUCGAUCCUAUCAAUCCAAUUCUAUAAAGUCCGAUGGCUGUUUCAUCUUCUCUUUUUACAUCUUCGUUGCAGGGGAGCAUGGUUGCUCCCAAAACAUUGAAAUGUUACAGAGAGUAUAUGUGCAGUCCUUCAAAUCUUUCCUGCAGACAAUCUGGAUAUUCUAAGUCAGUGUACCUAACACAUUUGAGGUUAUUGCCCAGUGGGAAAUUAUUGAAAAGGGAACAAACUGACAGAGUCUCUCCAAAGGACAGAAUCCAGUGCUGUGCAGUACAAGUUGAAAAUGCACCUUCAUUUUCAGUUGGGAAGAAGUUUCAGCUUGAUGAUGUAAUUGAAGCUCAACAAUUUGAUAGGGAUAUUCUUGGUGCUAUAUUUAAAGUCGCACGUGAGGUGGAGAAGAUUGAAAAGAAUUCUCCUGGAAGCCAAAUUCUUAAGGGUUAUCUUAUGGCUACUCUCUUUUAUGAGCCUUCCACUAGAACUAGGCUUUCCUUUGAGUCUGCCAUGAAAAGGUUAGGUGGGGAAGUUUUGACAACUGAAAAUGCACGGGAGUUUUCAUCAGCAGCUAAAGGAGAAACGCUUGAAGAUACCAUAAGAACCAUUGAGGGUUACUCGGAUAUAAUUGUGAUGCGGCACUUUGAAAGUGGUGCUGCCAAAAGAGCAGCUGUCACAGCUGGCAUUCCUAUUAUUAAUGCCGGGGAUGGUCCUGGGCAGCAUCCUACACAGGCUCUCUUGGAUGUAUAUACCAUUGAAAGAGAGGUGGGGAAGCUAGAUGGCAUCAAAGUUGGGCUAGUGGGUGAUCUUGCCAAUGGAAGGACUGUCCGCUCACUUGCUUACUUGCUUGCCAAGUACCAAGAUGUGAAGAUCUACUUUGUCUCUCCUGAUGUGGUAAAAAUGAAGGAUGAUAUAAAAGACUAUUUGACAUCAAAGGGAGUGGAAUGGGAAGAAAGUACUGAUUUAAUGGAAGUGGCUUCUAAGUGUGAUGUAGUGUAUCAAACUCGCAUUCAGAAAGAAAGAUUUGGAGAGAGAAUUGACCAAUAUGAAGAAGCUCGAGGCAAGUACAUUGUAGAUCAGAAUGUCUUGGAUGUUAUGCAGAAGCAUGCUGUGGUCAUGCACCCUCUACCAAGGCUUGAUGAGAUUACUGUGGAUGUCGAUGGGGAUCCAAGGGCUGCUUAUUUUAGACAAGCAAAGAAUGGACUUUAUAUACGGAUGGCUCUUUUGAAGCUCUUACUUGUAGGGUGGUGAAAAUGCCUCACCUCUAGUUUCAAAUUUUGACCCCUUUUUUUAAAAAAAAAAAAAAAAAAAAUUAGGGCUUCCAAUUUUGACUUGGUUUCCAUGGUUUACUGAAACUGCGAGACAGAAUUGUUUUUUUUUUUUUGUUGAGUUUGAACACGCAGGGAUCUGAAAGCCAUAGCUCUUAACUUUUUAUUUUUUUGGGUGACCUCUAAAUUGAUUUCCUCCUGUUAUGCUCUGAACUUCACUAAUGCUCGGUCAUGAGUCAUGACCUUGAAGCUCUCGUGACAAGAUCCAUUCUGUGCCA